ACUCUGCUAUAGGGUCUUAGCAGACUUCCGGCGGCCAGAGCCGCGGCGCGCGCCCAUUGCGCAUGCGCGCGGCGCCUGGUGUCCCCAGUGCCCAGUCCCCCUGCGGCGGGGACUUGGUACGGCCGAGCGGUUGGCUUACUCCGCCGCUCCUGUCAGGGGCGGGCUUUUCAAAUCAUCCCUUUGGAGAAGAGGCGACUGCCAGGACUGGUUGCGUUGGAGAUGGAGGAGCAGACGCUGAGGGGGCCUGGGCUCAGCCUGGCGGGGCUUCCCGCGCAGCAGGACUGCAACAUUCAAGAAAAAAUAGAUUUAGAAAUUCGAAUGCGAGAAGGCAUCUGGAAACUCCUUUCUCUGAGUACUCAGAAAGACCAGGUUUUACAGGCAGUUAAGAAUCUCAUGGUGUGCAACACUCGAAUAAUGGCUUACACAUCGGAGCUACAGAAAUUAGAAGAGCAGAUUGCAAAUAAAACUGGAAGAUGUGAUAUGAAUUCUGAAAGUAAAGAAAGAAUAGCAUGUAAAGGAAAGAUUGCCAUAUCAGAUGUUCGAAUACCACUAAUGUGGAAAGACUCUGAUCACUUCGGCAACAAAGAGCGAUCACAGCGCUAUGCCAUUUUUUGUUUAUUCAAAAUGGGAGCUGAAGUUUUUGAUACUGACAUGGUGAUUGUGGAUAAAACAAUCACAGAUAUAUGUUUUGAAAAUGUAACAAUAUUUAAUGAAGCAGGACCAGAUUUUCAGAUAAAGAUGGAAAUGUAUAGUUGCUGUACAGAAGAAUCUUCCAUAACCAAUACACCAAAGAAGUUAGCUAAGAAACUUAAGACAUCUAUAAGUAAGCUACAGAAAGAAGUAAAUUCAGUGCUUCAGGAAGAGAAUCAUGAAACAUGUUUGUUCUUCAGUUCUACUAUUUUUGGUGCAAAGUAUAAUUUGCUAGCUCAUACUACCCUAACCUUGGAAAGUGCUGAUGAUAGCUUCAAGACUCACAAUCUGUCUAUUAAUGGAAAUGAGGAGUCUUCAUUUUGGCUUCCCUUAUAUGGUAACAUGUGCUGCCGAUUAGUUGCCCAGCCAGCUUGUAUGGCUGAGGAUGCAUGUGCAGGAUUUCUUAAUCAGCAGCAAAUAGUAGAAGGUCUGAUUAUUUGGAGAAGGUUGUAUGGUGUUUUGAGAGGAGGUAAACUGUAUUGUUUUUAUAGUCCAGAAGAAAUUGAAGCUAAAGUGGAGCCAACCUUGGUAGUGCCCAUUCAUAAGGAAACCAGAAUUCGUGCAAUGGAUAAAGAUGCCAAGAAAAGAAUUCAUAAUUUCUCUGUCAUCAACCCUAUUGCUGGACAAGCUAUAACUCAUGUUUUUGCAGUUGACUGUAAAGAAGAUCUUCACAAGUGGAUGGAAGCCUUCUGGCAGCAUUUCUUGAUCUUAGUAAGCCAAUGGAAGCACUGUUGUGAAGAACUUAUGAAAAUUGAGAUUAUGUCACCACGGAAACCACCUUUGUUCUUGACAAAAGAGGCAACCUCAGUGUACCAUGAUAUGAGUAUUGAUUCACCUAUGAAGCUUGAAAGUUUAACUGACAUAAUACAAAAAAAAAUUGAAGAGAUGAAUGGACAGUUUCUUAUUGGUCAGCAUGAAGAACCUUCACCACCUCCUUGGGCUUCAGUCUUUGAUGGUAAUCAUAAAAUGGUCAUCCAGAAAAAGGUAGUGUGCCCUACAAGUGAGCAGUUACAUGAUGGGAAAGGGAAAAAGAGACGAGCUCCCCUUCCUCCUUCCGAUAAACCUCCAUUCAGCUUAAAAACACAGAGCAACACAGAUCACCUGGUUAAGGACAACUGGGGAGAAGCAAGUCUAUCUCGAACCUCACCUUUGGAUACCAGACUAUCAAUCCUAAUGCAUCACUUACAGAAACCAGUCGCUGCUCCUCGAAAACUUCUUCCUGCCAGGAAAAAGAGUUUAACUGAUGGCGAGCACAUAGACACUGAAACCAGUUUUAAAGCUAAGCCAGUGCCAGCUCCAAGGCAGAAAUCCAUCAGAGACAUUUUGGACUCUAGAUCAUGGUUACAGGCACAACUAUAGAAAGCCCAUACUGUAUAAAACAUUUAACAAAAUCUAUAACUGUGAGGCUUAAUACAAUGGCAUAAAUAGAUUGUCAUGUAAUUUCAUAGGUAAAUAUGGUAGUGAUUUGCAUAUGUAAUUAAUCAACUAUUUGGUGUAGAAAAACAUCUUUAUAAUGAAGACAUGGAUUUCUCUUUUACUUCUGAGUUUCAGAAUAUAAGUGAUUUUCCCUGAAGAGUGUAAGAGGCAGUUUCUAGACAAUAUCCUAAUUGUUGGAAGGGUUAAUUUAUUCCUAAAUUAGUACCAGGCAGUGAAUAAGCACUAGGCAGAAGAAAGCAUUAACAUUUCUUUUGGGGAGAGACUGUCUAGUAAUUUAAAAUGUGUUAAAUAUGAGCCAUAUUCUCAUUGUGAGAAUUUUAAUACUAAUGGAAUGUUUCAAAGGUUUUAUUCAAACCACAAAUUAUAGAAUCCACCCAAGAAAAUUUUCUUCUUAGCAUUCUGGAAUUCUCAUCUAAUGGUUCACUGACUCUCAUCUAUUGUUUAACUCAAUAGUUUAUAGGCUUGACCUUUUAAAUUCCUGGGAUAAAUUUUGGAAUAUUAAAUUCUUUGUCUUUAAAGGGAAUUUCUAAUGUGCUGUUCAAAGUCGUUUCCUUGAUGAUCCCUGAAAUCCUGUUGACAUUAAUUCUCAUAAGUGAAGCAUAACAUUUAUUAGUUUAGAGAAAUGGUAGAUGAAAUGUUCUUUACAUCCACUUUUCUGUGUGUGGUGCUAAUUUCCAUUGUGAUUUUAGAUUUUCGGGAAGUGAGUGGCUGAUUAACACCUUAAAAUUUAUUUAAUACUUAUUUAAAAAGCAGAUGGUAGAUUCAAAAAUAUCAGAAAAGUUGGCCUUGGUAAUAAUUUUCAGAAUUAAUCCUUUUUAAAUUUUUAAUUAGGUUUCCUUUCUCUAGUAAGGGUUGAUGUCUGUUAUUGAUAUUAUUCAUUAAAAGUCAUAUUCUUACAAUAACAACAUUGGAAUCAUUUCCAUAGGAGGUAAUUUCCAUAGCAACUAAUCAUAGUGACCCAAACAGGAUUAUGAAAUGAAGUGAGGAAUAAAUAGCAAGAGGAUGAAUAUCUUCAAGGAACAAAAAAAAAUCCAUUUUUAAAUGCUCCUUGUAAACAAGAGCUGAAUGGUUUUUAAAAUCUAAUCAGAAUUUCCAAAUAAAAGUUUCCAUAAGGUGUCAGCAACAGCACUAAAAAUCUCAAUUCACACUAAACCUUAAACAUUAUUGCAUGAAGUAAAAAUAUAAGAAUUAAAUUACUGCCCUGUGUGUAAUCUCUAGAGAUCUUUUUAAAGCUAGUAAGAACUCUAUUUGGAUCAGAACUACAUUAUUACAAAAUAAAAUGAACACUUGACCAAAAAAAGCAUUAAUUUAAAUGGAGCCUCUCGUUAUUUUUAGAUUGCUGAGUCUUUCUUCAUUUAUAGAGCAUGAUGUAACUGCCAGGUUACUUUUGUGCUUGCCCAGGAUUCUUAGUCAAAAUUGGAACUCGGGAAAGUAAUGACACAAAAGGUCUCUUGUGAUUGGUGACACCGGGACGGACAAGCAUUUGAGGAGAAGAAAGCGCUAUGUGUUUACCUGAUGAAAUUCAGAUACAAUUACAUGUAUGAAAAUCUAAAAAAUGGGUUAGUUUAUUUUUUCUAACCAGAAGACUCUUACAAAAUUUCUGUGGUGGUUGCCAUUUCAGUAAAUGACAUAUUUGGAAAGGAUAUUAUUGUUUGAAUUUUUUUGUUAAUUUUUUAAAUCCACACUGCUGUUCUUGACAUCUUUUGUGACUAUCAUUGCCACUAAAAUGUUGAGCUAGAAAAUGCUGCAGGCUAAAUUGUUCUGAUACUGGCAUCUAAACAUUCUUUUUUGUGUCCUUGUUCAUGCCUUCUUUUAUUAUAAGCUAGUAUUAAAACUUCCAAAUUAUAAUUUUGUCAUUUCUCCUCAUGCAAAUUAUAGCAGGCAAAAUUAAAAUUGUAUAGGAAAGAGAAUUUAUUCAAAGAGAAAUUACCUAGCACUUGUAUUUCAGGAACUCCAAAUCAGGUCUGAAGUCCUUCCUAAAACUAUUUAGGUAAAGCCUAACCAAGGGCCAACCCCCUACCUUACCUCACCCCCACAAAUUAUUCUGUUUCUGGGGACCCAUCUUAUUAUAUGUUAUGGAGCCUUUAAGAUCCUUUGAAGUCUUCAGCUAUGAAGACUUGACCAUUGUGUUCAUUAAAUGAUAGUUCACACCCCCUUAAAAGGGGUCGUUGCAAUACAAAGUUGGGUGGGUUUUUUUUUUUUCUUCCUGACCCCUCCUACACUCUGCCUCCUCUGCUCCUCCCCCACCUUCCCUCACAAUUAAAAAAAAAAAAAAAAAAAUCAAAAAAUACUGAGUUAAAAACUGUCAGGGAGUUCAUCAGAAGUAUUUGUUUUCUCAUUUCCUGAACCAGAAGUUUAUGACAGAGAAAUAUGCCAUGUAAUAUAAAAGAUGUUUCAGAUUUUUAUGAGCUGGCUUUUCAUAUUCCUUGUUUGUCCUUUUAAUUUGCUUCUUGAUGUAUGAAGACUAUAAACUUAAAGAGUUAGCUGUCAGAUCUUGAUAAUAAUAUUAUAAUUAGAGAAACAUAAUAGAAAGAACAGAUAUUUUAUAUUAUGAUAAUUUUGAUGAUCUGAAGAUAAUGUCUCAGACAAUGACAUUUAUGUUUCAAGCUCUAAGAUAUAAAUUACUUACAGCAGCAUUUAAGAUAGUAUUAUUUUUAAUUGCUACAAAGUGAUAAAUUUUUUAUUUUUACAUCUUGCCAAGGACAAAGAAGACUUUUUCUUUUUUAAUUGUAAAUGCACACCUCUUACCUACGGUAAACAGUCUUUCAAAAAAACAACAGACAUGCCAACUGUUUCUAAGUUUGUUAAGUCCUCCUUCACGUCUGCAGUGCCCCCUAACUUCUUUCAAAUGGAUGUGGAAAACCAAAUCCAUUUUUUAUAAACACUUAUCUUUACCCUUUAGUAUCCUACCAAAUUUACCUGGUACUAAAAAUAGAAGUUGCCUUGAUGUAGAGACAACUCAUGUAAGAGGUUAAACAGUCAAUUAUUUCUUUAGGCUUAUGUUCAGCACCUCAGUCACCUACUGUCCUGUGAAGUUAAUUAAUUCAGCCCAAAAUGAAAUUAUAGGGCAGUUUGGUGCAGUUUAUGUUAAAUGCACUCUCAUGUAAUCAUCUGUUACCAUGAAUGAAGAGCAACCAAGAUAGAUAGAGGUAGAAUGCUAUACUGUGAAACAGAAGAGAAAUGCUUUUGCAGGAAGGAAUAUUUGUCCCUAUGUUAAAAAUUUAUUAAAAUUCAUUUUUUUAAAAAAGUGAAUUAUUGAAUAGUAAUUAAACUUUAAUUGAUGACCAUUUAUGUUCUAAUAAUUAUCUUCAUUAUUCUAUUAAACUAUAAUAUAUAGUUGACUUUUGUACUUAUAUUUCAAGGUAUUAUUAUUCUUAAGUAUUUACAUGUUCAUGUUUAACUUCUUAUUGUUAAUAAUAGUUAUAUGAAAACUGUUUAUUCUGGAUUAUGCAUUUUCAUAGUUUAACCUGGCAAUAAUGUUACUUUUGAGUUUUUAAAAGACAAGAUUUCAUUUGGAAAUAUGUUAGGGUAUGUUAUUUUCUGACAUGCUUGUAUCUUUAGUAUUGUUUAUCAUUUUUAUUCAUUAAUUAAAUGUGGAUCAGAUUUCCGGAUUUGAAAGUAUUAAUUUUAUCACACACUUUUUUUUUUAAUACCAAAGGUUUGGUAAAGAGACCUAAGUCAUGUAAUUCACUCUUCUGUACAUUAAAGGAACUGAUUCAUGAAGACAUUUUCUGAUAAUUUUCCUUAGGUCUGCCCUCUGGGCUAAACUGAUAGCAGUAGACAUUGUGGUAGAAUCAGUUUAAUCAGAGAAAAACUUGCAGGAACUGGUACUAAUUAUUAUAAGACUAAUACUCUGAUUGCCUUGGUAUAAUUAACAUUUAUUUAAAUGCUUGCAUAUAAUCCUUAACAUGUACAUACUCUUAAAAAUUCACUGAUAUAACCUAAUUUUUAGUUUGUGAUCUAAAAUCUCCCAAGCGCUUAAGUCACUCUGAUAAUAAAUUAGUUACCUGGUAUAUCCAGUCACUGUUAGCCACAAGGAGAUCCUUAUUUUAAUUCAUCUCCCUCAGUAUGCAAUUUAUUCCCAUGGAGCACAUCAGAGGGAGGGGAAAACAAAUGAGCACUUCUGGCUCAAUUGUAUUAUUUCAGCAUUUUAUUUCUAAGUGUAGUAUGAUUAGAAAUAUUUGAUGUUUCUUUUUAGGAAAAAACUUUCUUUUCUCUAAGGAGAGAAGCCUCCUGGAAUCAUUGUGUGUUAACAUUGGUUAACAUUGAACAAAAUACCUUAAGGUUCAGUUUUAAAAAUAAACUAUUACAAAAAAUAUUACAAAAACAUUUUUCUCUGAGUAUAGAAAAAAAUACCAAUCCCUACAUAUUUGAUAAUUAAGCAAGAUCAUGGCAAAUUUUACUGAAAAUUGUAUUUUCAUUUGUAGCAGUUUGCUUUGGAGAGAUAUAGUAACCUUAAUGCAGCUACUAAAGGAGAAAUAGAUUGAAAAGUUCUUGUAUAUAAAAUUAUGCUGUGUUGCAAGCAUGUUUCAAGAUUUCAAAAUUAAUUUUCUUGAAAAAGGAUACUUUUCUGUCUUCUAGAGAUUGAACUCAGGGCACUCAACCACUCAGCCACAUCCCCAGGGUCUCACUGAGUUGCUUAGAGCCUCACUUUGGCUGUGGCUAACUUUGAGCUCUCGACGAUACACCUUCCUCAGCCUCCCGAGCCACUGGGAUUUGCACACAGCUACUUUUCUGUCUGCUGUCAAAGUAUUUUUAUGUUCAUUUUCUACUCCAAACUAAUUUUGUUGAUGUGAACAGACACAUUUUUGUUGAACUUAGUUAAGAGAAACAUUUUAACUUAGCUAUAAUUUAUAUCAAAAGGAGAAAAAGUUUUAAGAAUUACCCACUUAACCUCCAGUAUUAAAAUGUGUGUUUUAUGUAUAUGUUUGUUUUAUAUUCCUUCUUUUGUGCCAUGUGUAAGAGAGAGAGAUAGACCUUCUAAGCCCUUGCUCUGUUUUCUGCAUUUGUCCCCUGCAUCACAGAUUAUCAUAAGAUUAGCUACUUCACCCAAGACUAGUUGAUCAUCUCACAUUUCUAUACAUCAGAAGUCUUGGUUGGCUCACAUGGAAUCUUUGUUUCUGAUCUCAUAAGACUAAAAUCAAGGUGUUAACUAAGCUGGACUUUUUUCUGGAGACUCUUGGAAAAAUCCACUUUCCAUCUUAUUCAUUUUUUUAGAGAAUUCAGUUCUGUAUAUUUGUAGGACUGGCUCUUGGCUAGGGGGCACUCUUAGCUCCUAGAGCCACUUUCCAUUCCUUGUAUGUGACCUUUUCAGUCUUUUAAGCCAGCAGUAGUGCAUCUGAUCUUCCUUAUGCUUCAAGUCUUGACUGUUCUAUUUGCUACCGUUGAAGAAAAUGCUUUGCUUUUAAAGGGCUCAUGUGAUGAAAUGGGGGAUACUUAUAGGAUGGUCUUUUGAUUAAUUCGAGAUCCAGUUUUAAUUACAUUUGGAAAGUUCCUUUUGCAUGUGAUAUAAUCCCACUGUUACCUCCUCUUACUCAUGGGGCAAGAAAUAUUUAUGUGCCAUUUUAGAAUUCUACCUUUUAGAAUUCUACAUUUUUCAAAAUGAAGGAGCAUGUCUUACUGAACUUUUAACCCUGUCAUACUGUGAUGAAAAUGAGUACAUUGAACAUUUGUUGUGUGUAAGAUACUGUGAUAAAUAUUUUAUAUGAAUUAACUUAUUUAAUAAUUUCCAUAGCUUUCUAUGAGCCCUACCUAACAAAUGUUUUCCUGGUCAUUCUGCAUAUUAGAUAAGUAUGGAUUCUGUAGUUAGACCUGGGUUAAAUUCUAUUUCUGCCAGGACCUAGCUGUGGGGCAAGGCACUUUUUAUUUGUUUUGUUUUCUAGUUGUUUGGUUGGUGGCUUUUUGUUGCUUUACCUCAUUUGAGGUUUUCUUAAAUCUUUAGGGAGAAAACAGUACUUGCCACCUUAGAUAGUUGCAAUUAUUAAAUAAGAUAAUACAUCAAACACAUAACCCAGUAUCUGGUACUUAAACUCUUGCCUUAUUUCUACAGUAUGGCAUGUAAUACGUGGGAAAAUGCGUAAAAGGAGAGAGGAUGUAGCUGAUCAAAAUAUGCCAAUGCAUAUGACUUAAAGUCACUUAUAACUCCUCCCAUUUUAUUUUCUUUUUUCUCAUUGUGAGCAUGUUAGGGUUAUAGUGUAUAAAACUUUAGAACAUACCUAAAAAUAUGUCCAAAUGCUUACUGCCCACUGAGUCUCAAAUCCUAUAUCUGGCACUGUUGGGGCUUACAAAUUAAAAGAACACCCAAUUUCAAGAAGCUCACACUCUAGUGGGUGGGACCAAGCAUAACAGAGAAUACUGAGAUUAAUUACUACUUGCCUCACCUGCCUCCCAUAUAUUUAGUAUAAACCUAUCCAGAUACAUAUAUUUAAAAUAAUCUCUAUCUCCCAUUAAAAAAACAAGUCGUAAAGAUGAAAGAAUACAUAAAGUGGGCAAUAUCAACGAGUAGACAAUCUAACAUAAUUAAGCAUCUAAUUUUAAGUGCUAUGAGAGAUAUUAGAACUUUUACAAAGCAAUUUUUUAAGUAAGUGAAAAAGGCCUUAUUUCUUUUCACUAUUAAAAUAAUGAGUUAAGCAAUACAAAAUUAUAUACUACAAAUAUCUUGCAAUCUUGUCAGGACUCAUUAUACAAUUUUUCAAAUCUUGUAAGGGUAAGUAAAGUAGGAAACAGCUCAUCCCCUGGUUUCUGGAGGUGUUUAAUUUUAUACCACUCAAAGGGAGUUGAGUAGUCAUUGAAGUUGUGGAAAGAAAUGGGUUGGUUAGGAUACUUGACUGGGCAGAAGUGGAGUGGGCACGUUAAGGCUAUACAACAAGUUGACAUGAUUGAAGCAAAUGUCCUGAUAGGGAACGAUAGGAUAGUUGGUCUAUAUAUAGGACCUUAAAUGCCAGUUCAGGCAAAUAAGGUUAAACUAACAGUUGACUUCAGAACUAGCAUUAGCAGGGUUAGUGAAAGGAAUACUCAACUUAUGAGUUAAGAAAAUUGAACUUUUGUUUUUGGAUACCACUAACUAGUCAUGUACACUUAUAUGUUAUUUAUUUACCUGUUUAAUUUUCUUAGCAAUAAAACAAGGUGGGGAUGGCUACUGGUGUUUGUCUCUUUCUGAUCCAUAGAUGCCUAUGGCUCCUGAAUUGAUGCCGCUGGGAUGAUGUCAAGAAAUUGAGCCUCUGGGUCUCUCCUAUUCAGCUAGAGCAGCUCUGGAUUUUAUGUGUUCUCUGUUUUAACCCUACAAGGAAGUAUUAUAAUCUCAUUUUAUAGAGGAGCAGCUUGAAGGACAGAACAGUUAAGUAACUUGCUCAAGAUCUGAUAAUAACUUGUCAGGGCAGGCUUUGACUCUUAUCAGUCAUUAUUCAGAAUGAGUGCUAUCAUUCUCAAUGUACUAGUAGCCUUUAGUAAAUGAAAUAGCAAAAAAAAAAAAAAAGAGAGAGAGAGAGAGAAAGAACAAGUUGCAAGUUUUGCCAGAAGAGCCUCCAAACACCUUUCCCCUAGUAAUGUGGUCCCGUUGUGUAUCCCUUUGCAUUUAAACCCCAAAUCCCUUUAAUUCACAAUGAGAUCCAACCUAUGCUAUUUUUGCAUGACAGUACAUGGCCCUGGGUUUAAGGAGCAUUUGGGUAUAUAAACCUGAUUCUACCACCAGACUGUGGAAAGUGUUAAUAGAGAUAUGAAGGAGAGGAGAAAAUAAAUUCCAUGUAAUGACAUCUGGAAAAAUUGGAAGAAGUGGUAUUUGAGCCAGGUUUUGAAGUAUGAGUUGGUCCUCAUUAAUUUUAUUUCUUUAGGUAGAAAGCAAAAGAGGCUAACUUAAACUGAGAAGAAAAUAAAAGGUGGAAAAAUUUAUCAGAAGACUUGAAUAUUUAUGCCUCAAAUGUCAGUGCAUCUUCUUACAUAAAACAAACACUACUAGACAUAAAACCCCAGUUCAUCCCCGAUAAAAUAAUAUUAGGUGAUUUCAACAUACCUCUCUCAUCAAUAGAUAGGUCAUCCAGACAAAACAAAAUGCUUCAGACCUGAAAAAUACCUAUCAAUCAAAUAAACCUAACAGAAUCUAUAAAUAUUUGAUGCAUCAGCAACAGAACACUUUCUUCUCAGCUAUGCAUGAAACCUUCUCCAAAAUAGACCAUAUUCCAGGAAGUCUUAUCAAAUACAAAAAAAAUCUAGAUAAUUCUUUGCAUAUAAUCGGAUCAUAAUGGAGUGAGAUUAAAAAUCAGUAGCAAAGUAAAAA
Sciurus carolinensis (gray squirrel) is the source of this 10399-nucleotide messenger RNA. RefSeq names its product rhotekin 2 (gene Rtkn2). The record is from RefSeq and is a predicted model, not a curated record. NCBI's taxonomy places the organism in Eukaryota, Metazoa, Chordata, Mammalia, Rodentia, Sciuridae. Gene Ontology annotation, biological process: hemopoiesis; signal transduction; positive regulation of cell population proliferation.